AUAUUGUUAACAAGCGAUACGUAUCGCCGUAUCGGCGAAAUCGUCGUAUCAUGUUACCGUCAAACGUUAUCAAACGGUCGUUAGUUUAAAACUGAUAACAGUCCUCUCCGACAGUCCGAACACUCCGAAAGUCCGAACAUUCCGAACGUACUAAAUACUAAUUUCGAUUGCGGUUUUUCUACUUCUCGUCGCAAAUUCAAAAUACAGCAUUUGGACCGUUUAAAUGCUGUUGUUGGUUUCAUAAAUUAAUAAUUAUUCUGGGCUCUUGUGAUAAACAUGUCUACGACGGUAUGCAAAUUCUAUUUACAAGGAAAUUGUUAUUACGGCUCGUCCUGUCGGUUCUUGCAUGAUCAACCACAGCGCUCAAACCAUGGAAUCUCAUCAAGGAGUUCUAGGAAUAAAAACAAAAGUUAUUAUGAAACUAUUAAUAGAGCAUAUAAUGAUGAUGACGAUCACGGACAACAUUACUAUGAUUCUGGAAGUAAAAACGCCAACUACAAUUAUAAAAAGGAUUAUGGCAACAGGGAUGGUUAUUAUAAUCAAAGAAAUGAUCGCAAUGAAUAUUAUGACGAUUCCAGUAAUCAUUAUGGCAAUCAAGGUCAAAGGCAGCGCAAUGUAAAGAACUAUAAUGAAGAUGACAACAGUCGGAGUAGAAAUUAUGAUUAUGGUGCGAACAAAGUUCAUGCUAGUUCAAAUCGGAAUACGAAUUUAGAUAGUAAAAAACAAACAUAUGAAAUCCACAAUGAUACAGAAAAAAUAUUAAAGAAAUAUGAAAAUGAUAUUAAAACUUACCAAAAUCAUGUAAGACAAUUAUCAAUGAGCAAUGCUUGGCCAUUCACGUGUUUUCAACCUAUUGGACAUGAAUUUCCUAUUCAACCAGUUGGAUGUUUAAAUUUUAUUGAAGUAUCAUUUGAAGAAAUUAGAUGUGAUUAUUACAUGACUAAAAAUAUUUGUGCCAAUCCCGGUUUGAUUCAUAAACGGAGUGUUGAUGAUUUAAUGUCAAAAGCUCAAAAGCAAAAAGAAGAUAUUUUAACACUUAAGAGGCAUGUGCAAGAAGAUCUUGUAUCAACAUUUAAAAAAUGUGAAAAUUCAAAAGUUAACAAUUUUGAAAACUCUAUACAGAUAGACCAAAAUAGUUACUGGGAUAUGUCUAUUAGAUCUUUGAAAACGCCCGUGAAUAAAAAAUCUGAAUUGGAGUCAUUUAGUUUUGUUACCAAAAAAAAAGAUAAGAACACUGAGAACGAGCCAAAAUUGAAGAUACUCAUGCAAACCGAAGUAUAUGGUAAAAUAGAUAAUGAAGCAUUUGCUCAAAAUUGUUUUACCAAUUUCAUACCAAUUAUGCCUCCACCUAAGAAGUACUGUUUAUAAUUUUUUUUUUUUAGUAAAUUAAUAGUUCAAUUUAAAAUAUACAAACAAAUCAUUGCUUUACCUAAAAUCAAUACUUUUUUCUUUUUUACUGGGAAUAUAGAAAUGACAUCUUAAAUCCAUAAUAAUAUUCUCAUCUGUUUUUAUAUUGCUCCAUCUAAA
Melanaphis sacchari is the source of this 1527-nucleotide messenger RNA. RefSeq lists its product as uncharacterized. The record is from RefSeq and is a predicted model, not a curated record. The transcript has 6 exons. Gene Ontology annotation, molecular function: metal ion binding. Lineage: Eukaryota; Metazoa; Arthropoda; Insecta; Hemiptera; Aphididae. Bases 277 to 1368 code for a protein of 363 amino acids.